AGAAUAUGUCUAUGGUGAAAAUGCAUCACAUGAAGAAAUGCGGAAUGUCGAACCGGAUAGAUAGGAGAUGUCAUCGUUAUCUUAAGUCGAGUUUUUCCUGUUGAAUUUAUACAGCUACACGAGAGUAUUUGUGAUCAGAGUAUCAAAGACUUAAAGAAAGUUUAGUUGAUUCAAAGCUUUUCCUAGUUCGGGAAUAAUAUAUACAAUUUUGGAUUUCUUGCCUUUUCAUUGGGGCUGUAUUGUCACUGUAUGCCUGAUUAUGCGAAUGGACGAUAAACGACGAUUAAUACACGUUGAUGUUGUAACGAUAAUGAAAGUAACGUUUUAGGUACGAAAAAAGGAGUGGCUUUUUAGAUAUUAAGUAAUACUUGGCUACGUGACGUUUCUAACCUUAUUCGACGAUAAUAUGAAGUCAGGCAAUACGGAUAAGCAUAGGGGUACGAUACUCCUAAAACCGGAGGAAAAUGAACAAGUCUUCCAGUUGAUAGGGAAUCGAUGCCAGUGUUUAGCGGCUGGUAUUAUACAAUUAUAUUUGACUGAAGCUCCUUUACAUAAAGAUUGGAUUAAAAAGAAUACAGGUAUCAUUACUCUAAUAAGGGAUAAUCCAAGACGUAGUUUUUUUUUGCGCUUGUAUUGUUUACAAAGGAAGAUUAUGUUAUGGGAACAUGAAAUCUAUAAUUCAAUGGAUUAUAAAGCACCAAUGUCAUAUUUUCAUACAUUUGAAGCAGAGGAUUGUAUGGCUGCAUUUAAUUUUGCAAGUGAAACCGAAGCUAUUACAUUAAGAAAUAUACUUCUUGGAAAAUUAAAUGCUAAACGUCAAAGGAGGCAGGAAAGAAAAGCAAAAGAAAUGCAAGCUAGUACUACUUUGCCUUGGAAAAAUCAAAGUAGUAUAUCAUCCUUUACUGUUACAUCAGGUUUAUCAAGUAAUUUAUCGAAUGGUGCUCCUGCUACAGUUGGUGUUAAUAGAAGUGCUUCUAGCAGUUCAAUGUAUAAAACUAAAAAGAAAAAAAGCGAACAAGACCUUAAACGCAAGUUGACUAAAGAUGAUAUUGGCCUACCUUCUAAUUUCAGACAUGUGGCACACUUAGGAUGGGAUGUAAAUAAUAAAGGUUUGGAAUUAGAUUCUGUAGAUUCACAAUUACAACAAUUUUUUAAUAAUGCUGGUGUUUCGGAAUAUGAACUUCAAGAUAAAGGCACACGGAAAUUUAUUUAUGAUUUCAUUGAAAGAAAUGGAGGUAUGAGUGCAGUGCAGGAAGAUAUUCGACCAUUGGUUAAUGCAAAAAAUAGUCAACCUCCUGCACUGCCACAGAGGCAGGAAUAUCCUCCACCUGUUCCAGCACGAACAAUACCUCAUCAGACACGCAUUGCUCCACCUUUACCUCCAAAUCGUUUUGGUGUAUCUCCUGUACCAAGUGUGCCAUCUAGCCUACUUCCGAGCGUACCUUUAAAUGCUUUGUCGAAUAUUCCAUCUGUACAUAAAACUUUACCAUCAAGACCACCUCCACCAACUAUAACAUCAGCACCAGCUCUUCCUCCACCUCCGCCUCCACCUCUACCACCAGCUCCUUUAAAAAUCGGUACAAACAUUCCCAUACCACCGCCUCCGCCACCUUUACCAGACUCAAGUAGCAUCAACAACACAAAUGUUACUAAUAACAAUAAUGAAGAAUCAAUCACUGAUCUUAGACCAAUGCUCAUGGAAUCUAUUAGAAGCGGUACAAUUUUGAAGAAAGUUGAUAAGACGGAAAUAAAGCCAGCAUUAGUUGAGGAUUCAAGGGAUGAGUUGCUACGACAAAUACGUGAAGGUAUUGAAUUGAAACCUGUUCGAAAUGAAGCAAAAUCGAAUACAGUACCUAUACUUCGUGGUGGCUUGGCUGAUGCAUUAUCUAGAGCUCUGGCUGAACGAUCUCGUGCAAUUCAUAGUGAAAGCGAAGAAUCCACUAGUGAUACCACUGAUGACGACGAAUGGGAUGACUAAAUCAGUAUAAAACAAUUAUUUCAGAUAAAAAAUUAAUUAAAAAGCUAAUAACAUAUUACUGUGAUAAAUACGUUAUUAAUAAAGAUAUUAACAAAGUUAUUUACAAAUA
Molecule: messenger RNA, 2087 nt
Organism: Wasmannia auropunctata (little fire ant)
Lineage: Eukaryota; Metazoa; Arthropoda; Insecta; Hymenoptera; Formicidae
Product: neural Wiskott-Aldrich syndrome protein
Exons: 7
Coding region: 407-1978 (523 amino acids)
Biological process (GO): actin filament organization
Molecular function (GO): actin binding
Source: RefSeq, a predicted model, not a curated record